CAUUGGCAGGCAGAUUCUUAACCACUGCGCCACUAGGGAAGUCCCGAAGGAUGCUCUUUGUACCUUCGUACCCCUGCUAUGCAUCAGGCAGGAUAAGAAAGGAAGGCAGAGCAGUAUUAUUUGCAAUUGCCAAAAGGAGGAAGCAACCCAGUGUCCAUCAUGAAUGGAUGGAGAAACGACAUGGGGUACAUCCAUACAAAAGAAUAUUAUUUAGCCUUAGAAAGGAAGGACGUUGGUUCAGUCGGGUCCCGGCACUGGCUGCAGUGACUCCUACUCCUGUCUUUUCUGGCUCUCCUCGCUAUCUCCCUUUCACUUCUAGAAAUGUGGUCUCCAGUGUGGCUGUCUCUGGUGUCAUCAAAGUGUUCAGUGACAUGAAGGUGAGUAAGUCGUCCUCACCAGAGGAUGUGAAGAAGCGCAAGAAGGCGGUGCUCUUCUGCCUGAGCGAGGACACGAAGAACCUCAUCCUGGAGGAGGGUGAGGAGAUGCUGGUAGGUGAUGUGGGCCAGACUGCAGACAACCCCUGUGCCAUCCUUGUCAAGGUGCUGCCACACAAGGACUGCCAUUACGCCCUCUGUGAUGCAGCCUGUGAGACCAAGGAGAGCAAGGAGGAGGCCUGGGCCCCUGAGUCUGCACCCCUGAAGAGCAAAAUGAUCUAUGCCAGCUCCAAGGUUGCCAUCGGGGAGAAGCUGAUGGGGAUCAAGCAUGAAUUAGAAGCAAACUGCUACGAGGAGGUCAAGGACCACUGCACCCUGGCAGAGAAGCUGGGGGCCAGCGUUUUCAUCUCUCUGGAGGGCAAACCCCAGACCUGCCCACGGGGGUUGCAGGCUGCCCCCUUCCUGCCAAACCAGAGGGGCUGGGGGGGGGGUCCCAGCAGGGGGCGGGCAAUCCCUUCACUCCAGUUGCCAAACAGCCUCCCCACCUCCUGGGCCAUCCUCCUCCCUCCAUCCCUGAAGGUUCUGGCCUUCCCAAACUGCUUUUUUUUUUUUUUUUUUUUUUUUUGCGGUACGCGGGCGUUUGCUUCGAAGGUGAAGCGCGUGGGUCUGUGCUCGGCACUCGCUGCACGGUAA
Aethalodelphis obliquidens (Pacific white-sided dolphin) is the source of this 1067-nucleotide messenger RNA. RefSeq lists its product as uncharacterized. Gene Ontology annotation, molecular function: actin binding. Gene Ontology annotation, cellular component: actin cytoskeleton. The record is from RefSeq and is a predicted model, not a curated record. The transcript has 2 exons. NCBI's taxonomy places the organism in Eukaryota, Metazoa, Chordata, Mammalia, Artiodactyla, Delphinidae. Gene Ontology annotation, biological process: actin filament depolymerization. Bases 51 to 1067 code for a protein of 338 amino acids.